AUGCAGCAGACCAUAAACAUACGCUGUAACUGGAACGAGCUCGGAGAGAUUCGGCAUAAACUGUGCGACGCUUUGCGACAUGUCGAAAAUCGAUCGCAAUGGAAUAAUUUAUUUUUCGGGAUUGCUCGUCACAUGAACUCCCUUCACUUUUCCAUUGAAGGUACCGUGGCACCAGCACCAGCAACCCCGCCGCCAACGCCAAGGGCAAAGAGGCACGCAGUUGUAGAAGAAGAUAAAACGCCACCGACAACAUCCGAGGCAACAGAGGAGCCGAAGCCAAAACCUGAAACCUGGCUUCAGAAAAAAGUAGCAAUUUUGACUGUAGUCGAAUACAUUAAAGAAACAGAGCAACAAACAAAAAAUGACGCUGCAACUCAGACUGAUCCUGUUGCUGAUGAGGAGUCAAAAACGUUGAGUGAAUACAGCACCGUUAUCUUUGGACCGUGCCCAACAGCAAAGGAUGGUGCUCGAUCCGUGAAAUGCGUACAAGUAGGAUACGGUAAAAUCCGGCAGCUGAAAUGA
Molecule: messenger RNA, 522 nt
Organism: Gongylonema pulchrum
Lineage: Eukaryota; Metazoa; Nematoda; Chromadorea; Rhabditida; Gongylonematidae
Source: the annotation of a GenBank genome assembly